CGCUUCUGCUCUCUUCUCCCCGAGCUCGAAGCCGACCAUCCAUGGCCACCGUCUCGCCGGAGUUCAUCCUCCGCCGGACCUCCACCUUCCUAGACGAGGCCUUCUCCCAGACCGACCUCCGUCGAUCCGUCCUCUCCUCCGCCCGGCGCCGCCUCACCUCCCCCGAUCCUACCACACUCCAGGCCCUCGCCCUUCUCUCUCAGCCUACCGACUCCUCCUUCUCGGCCUCAUCCUCCGCCUCCACCGGAACAACCUCUCGCCCCUCGCCGUCAGCCCUCCGCACAGCUGAGAAGCUCCUCCUAACCCUCCCCUCCAAGAACCCUCUCUCCUCGCUCCUCCUCGCUUUCGUCCACGCCCUCCGCCAACGCCAUCGCGAAGCCGCCCUCUCUCUCCUCGAUCUCUUCGCCCUAGCCCCCUUCGCCGCAAGGUACGAGGUCGCAGCCCCUGUCUUUGAAGACCUCUUCAUCCCCCACCUCCUCCCCGCCAUCCAAUGGUUCGCCGAUCAGCGAUCUCGGAUCCUCGCCUCCCAGCCCUCCUCCGGGAUCGAUGACGACGCAGGGCGAUCGAUUGAGGUCACCGCCGCCAUCAGCCUACUAUCGAGGAUGAGCGGCGACCAGGCGGAGGAGCUGAAGGAGCUGGAGCGCGGAUACGAAGACGUCCUCGAUGAGAACACCAUGGCGUACGCCGGAUACCUUAAGGAAGUCCUUGAAUCGCGUGAUGGCGAGUGGGAAGCUCUUCUUCCUCCCCAGCUGAUCUUGACGAAGGUCAAGAGAAACAAAGGGGUCUUCGAGGGUAUUCAAGAGGAGGAUGAAGAUGAUGAGGAUGACGAUGAAGGGCAAGGGUUUGGAUCAAGGCCAAAACUCAGUUCCAGGAAUGGACGCUAUAAUCCAAUGUGGUUGGAAGAAGAACGAUCAGAUGAAUUUCUCAGUAGACAAAGCAGCAGGGUUCAAGACAAGAAUGUAAAAGUUUCCGCUAAAUAUUCUCAGAGACCUUCUCCUCAGAGAAUCACCAGACAACCAUCCACUGACAGCUCAAAUGGCAAUGCAAACUUAUUCUCCGAUUUCAGACCUGGGUCUUCUUCUUCAUCUGAGAACUCUGUGGUCAGUGAUGCUGAAUUUGACCCAGGAAUACUACAGGAAAAGAAAACAAGGAAAGCAUCAUUCGGCAGUGACGAAAAUCAGUACCAAGAGCAAGAACAAACAUCUUCAGAAACAACCUGCUCAUCAAAUCAUCAAAUGGUUGACCCAGAUGGCAUCCUUGCAUCUGGUAAACCUACUCCUCCCAAGGACUUUGUGUGCCCAAUAACUAGUAACAUUUUUGAUGAUCCUGUGACGCUGGAGACUGGCCAGACUUACGAGCGCAAAGCCAUCCAAGAAUGGCUGGACCGUGGGAAUUCUACAUGCCCCAUCACACGCCAAACACUUAACAUCACCCAACUACCAAAGACCAACUAUGUGCUCAAACGACUGAUAGCAAGCUGGAGAGAACAGAACAAUGCCUACUCCACCCCAGCUAGAUCAGAGAACCCUUCUCCAAAGGAUGCUAGAGAUUUCAAUCUAUUGAAGCGGGCGCCUUCCCCAACCAGUGUCAUUAGCCAAGCUUCCAUUGAUGGUGCAACAGGUGAUCUACGCCAAGCGAUAUCACGAUUAUGUACAUCUGAGAUUCUGGGCGAGUCUGAGAAGGCUGUUCUCCAGAUCGAACGGUUAUGGAGGGAAGCUGGGACAGACCCUGAGAUCCUACCAGUUCUCUCUAAACCUGCUGUGGUGAACGGAUUUGUUGAAAUUUUGUUAAACUCUGUGAAUGCGGACAUCCUAAGGUCAGCAGUGUUCAUGCUAACUGAAUUGGCAUCCAGGGACAAUUUCGUCAUCCAGACACUCACCAGAGUUGAUUCAGAUGUGGAUUGCUUGGUAUCUUUGUUCAAGGAGGGCCUUGUGGAGGCUGUUGUUUUGAUUUAUGUGUUAAGCUGUCCACCUGAGAGCCUCAUUGAGAUGGAUAUGCUGGAUGCCCUGGUGAUGGCUAUAAAUAGAAAGGAGGAUGAAUCUUUUGCAAUGUGCCUGAAACCAAGGAUUGCUUCCUUGUUCAUCUUGAACCAAAUGAUAAGAGUAGAAAAUCAAAAGAAUGUGUCAGAAUUCAUGGGUGCUUUAAUUUCUCGGAAUAUAGUUGAGGGUGUUAUCCCAUGCUUGGAAUCUGACUUGCUGGAUGAAAUGUUAGCUGCUGUUGAGAUAUUGCUGAGAUGCAUGGAGGAGGAUGGGAACUGCAGGGAGGAUAUUGCUGAUACUGCUGAAUUUGGACCUCUUUUAGAAAGCUUCUCCCUGGCAAAUGAUGCCCAAAGGUUCCAGAUUGUUCAAUUUCUCAAUGAGUUAGUGAAGCUUAGCAGGAGAACCUUCAAUGAGCAGAUUCUUCAUAUUAUAAAGGAUGGUGGUGCAUAUAGUACCAAGCAUGUUCUGCUUGUUUACUUGCAAACAGCUCUCCAUGAUCAAUCACUCCCUGUUGCAAGCCUUCUUCUCCAACUUGAUAUAUUGAUGGAGCCAAGAAAGAUGAGCAUUUACCGUGAAGAAGCCAUAGAUGCUCUUAUUUCCUGCCUCAGAAACACAGACUUCCCUAAAAGUCAGUUGUUAGCUGCUGAAACAAUCAUGGGUUUCCAAGGCAGGUAUUCAUCUGCAGGAAAAUCCCUUGCUAAAGCUUAUCUUCUUAAGAAGGCAGGCAUGAGCAAAAGUUACAGAGCUAUAAUGCGGACUGAGCAGAUGGGCCAUGCACUGGGAAAUUCCGAAGAAAACUUGGAAGAAGAGAAAGCCGCUGAGGAAUGGGAAAGAAGAAUUGCUUUUGCUCUAGUCAGCCAUGAAUUUGGAUUGAUUUUUGAGGCUUUGGCUGAAGGGAUAAAAAGCAGAAGGGCGGAAUUAUUCUCUACAUGUCUCGUGUCUGCGACAUGGCUUACUCACAUGCUCAGUAUUCUUCCUGACAUGGGUUUAAGAGGAGCUGCAAGGGUUUGCCUGCUAAAGCUAUUUGUUUCAAUUCUCAAGUCUGCUAGAGAUGUUGAUGACAAGGCCCUUGCCAUGCUUGCACUGCGAAGCUUUAUGUAUGAUCCUGAUGGAUUACAUGAUAUGGCUUCCUAUGUCAAGGAAAUUAUAAAGAGUCUCAGAGAGCUCAAGAAAUCUUCUUCUUUAGCUUAUGAAAUGCUGAAACUUUUCUCAGACGGACAGGAGUCUAGUGCAGAAAUGUGGAAUCACAAGGAACUGGUUCAAGUAGAUUGCAGCACUCAUGGAGAAGUGCUGUCCAUAGUCUGCUUCAAAAAUCGAAUAAUCACAGGGCAUUCAGAUGGAACUAUAAAGGUAUGGAGUGGGGUUGAGAGCCUUCUGAACCUAAUCCAAGAAGCACAUGAUCAUUCCAAAGCAGUCACUAGCUUGACAGUGUCUGGAGAGAGAAUAUAUAGUGGCUCAACUGACAAAACCAUGAGGGUUUGGAUCCUUCGCAAUGGAGAAAUUCGAUGUUCAGAAAUUCAUGAUGUGAAAGAUCAAGUCCAUAAUUUGGUUGUUGCUAAUUCCAUUUCAUGCUUCAUUCCCCAAGGAGCUGGCGUCAAGGUAAUUCUGUUGAAUGGUGGCUCCAAGUUGCUUAACCAGAGUAAGAAUGUCAAAAGUUUGGCUCUCACACAAGGAAAACUCUACUGUGGUUGCCAGGAUAGUAGCAUACAGGAGAUUGAUCUAGCUACAGGCACAGUGGGUACAAUACAAUCAGGGAAUAGAAAGUUGCUAGGAAAGUCGAUUCCAAUACAGACAAUGCAAGUUCAUGAUGGAUUCCUCUAUACAGCCAGCAAUUCAAUUGAAGGACCAGCAGUUAAGGUUUGGAAUACUUCAAAUUACAACUUAGUUGGCUCUUUGCCAACAAACUCAGAAGUUCGGUCAACUAUUGCAAGCUCAGAUUUGAUAUAUUUAGGCUGUAAGAUGGGAACUGUGGAGAUUUGGUCUAGACAGAAGCUCAGUAAAGUCUCAACCCUACAGACAGGAACCAACGGUAAAGUUCAAUGCAUGGCUAUUGAUAGUGAUGCAGAACUUUUAGUCGUCGGGACAUCAGAUGGAAAAAUUCAGGCAUGGGGUCUAACCUGAAGGACACAGGUGAAUGUAAAUUAUAUAUAUAUAUAUAUAUAUUAUGGAUUUGUCUUGUGAUGGGGAAUAAGGAAGAGUUCAUUGUAUUAAAUUCAUUUGCAAUUUCGUAAGGCUUUGCUAUUCAAUUAACCAUGGUAAUAAAUUUGUAAGUAUGUUAUAAGUUGGAGAAGUGAAAUUCUUUCCCAUUGGACGCCACUCACAUUACUAUUUAUUUGUAAAGAGAUUCCCAAGUGAUCAAAGACUAAUAGAAUGGUGCAUAUGACUAUUGUUUAUAUUGUUUAAUUUUCAGUUUAAAGUAGUAUUAGUUAUCAUUUGUUAUUUGUUUAUACUGUUUCUUCUACCCAAAAACAAAGGUUAAUUAAUUUAUACGUGACAACAACAAAAGAACUUGAGAAGAUGAAUCAUCCUGCUGACAAGAAGAUAACAUUAAUUAUAGAUAAACAUGAAAACAUAAAGAGAUAGCAUGCACUAUAAGUAUAUGCCAAUAAUAUUAAUGUUAUAAUGCAUGAAUAUAUGGUGAAAUCUAAUUAUUUAUUUAAAGUUUUUUUUGCCUGCCUACCCUCCGUAAAGAUAGAUAAUUACUCAAGUAUCUAUUGCCACAACUCUAUUUACUUGGAUAUCUUCUUACAUCCUUGCUUAUUCUUAUAACUAAAAGGCAACUAAAAAUCUUAUUUAUAUAAAAAAACCUCACUCUCUUCCACUGGUGAGGAGUAAACCUUUUUAUAAUACCAAUUUU
Messenger RNA from Dioscorea cayenensis subsp. rotundata (Guinea yam), 4836 nucleotides. RefSeq names its product putative E3 ubiquitin-protein ligase LIN-1. The record is from RefSeq and is a predicted model, not a curated record. Gene Ontology annotation, molecular function: protein binding; ubiquitin-protein transferase activity. Gene Ontology annotation, biological process: protein ubiquitination. The coding region runs from base 42 to 4100 and encodes 1352 amino acids. NCBI's taxonomy places the organism in Eukaryota, Viridiplantae, Streptophyta, Magnoliopsida, Dioscoreales, Dioscoreaceae. The transcript has 15 exons.